Drosophila erecta is the source of this 1039-nucleotide messenger RNA. RefSeq lists its product as uncharacterized. The coding region runs from base 99 to 1004 and encodes 301 amino acids. The record is from RefSeq and is a predicted model, not a curated record. The transcript has a single exon. Lineage: Eukaryota; Metazoa; Arthropoda; Insecta; Diptera; Drosophilidae.
GGUGUCAUUAUCAUAUUUUGUAUAUUCAGAUACAUUUCCACAUACUUUCUUGCACCCAGAUUGUUUCAAAAUUAAAAGUAAAAUUGUAAUAUAGUAAGAUGGGGUCAAUGGGAUCCUCCCGUAAGAAGCGGAUUGUGCCGCUUUCAAAUGAUUUAUUGAGGGACAUUAUGGCCCACGGGAAUGAGUAUCAAACACCAGCCGGAAACUAUGAAGAGGUAGAGCAAGUGGGUGAUACCAGAGCAGCUGGUCGAUCUGGGGCAACCAGUUUCCCCCAAUCCCUGCCACAGGAUGCGAGCCGACGCACUGGUGGAUUUGCCGAUGGACCCAUUGCGGGUAACCCUCCCGUUGUGUUGGCCUUCCUUCCCAGAUCGAAAUCAAAGAAAUCUAAGGGGAAACCGAUUGUUAACAACGAAAAGGAGGUUAAGGAAUCAUUGGUUGAGCUUUGGGUCAGGGAUCCCGCCAAAAGAGUGGCCCAAAAGGUUAUCCGAUCCUUAGCCCCGGAUAAAGUCAGCUUGGAAAAGGUGACACCCAGUGUGGUUUUGUCCAGAAUUGAGGCACGCUUGGACUCCUUGGAAAAUGAAGUGCACGAAUUGCAGAAGAUGUUGCCUAUCCCCGUCAGUCCCGAUCAGCAUAAGACGGCUAUGAGGGGCGGAGCACAUGGCUUAAAUCGCUCGCAAUCCACUCUAUUGCUGGGCCCAAGGUCGACCUGUGACCUGAGACGCAUCAAUUCCUCCAGCGGAUUGUAUCUGCGAAGUAAGCAGUCGCUGGAAGAGCGCAAUAGCAACAGGCAUCUGUACUGCGACAUGCAGAUGCAUCUGGUCAAUAUGAUAGUCGUGCCCAAAUCAAGAACCUCGCUUUUUCUCAACCAGCAAAAGGAAUUGAACUCCCAACUGGGUGGACACCUGGGCAAUUGGCGGCAUCAGUAUUCGGAUGAGGAUUGGAUGCGGGAUAUGGAGGCGGCCGACUUCCUCAAUGGCAACUCCAAGAAUGUGCGUCGUCAGUGAAAGUAAAAGAUUUCUUGGCUUGCCUCCCAAACAAA